GAGCACUCGGGGCAGGCGGGGCUCGCCGGGAGCAAGAAGCUUCUGGGCCCGUUCGACGAUGUCGAAGAUGCUCGCAAGGUGUUCCGGUCGAGGUAUAAAGAGCGGACAAACAUCCAAUUUUCCGCAGGGGCCACCGCGGCGAUGAAAAAUUACUUCCAGGCUCUGCAUCGUCGGGUUGCGGUUGACUUUUCGGCCGUGUGGGAGUAUGAAGUGACCGAUGGCGUGGAUGGCAAAAAAAACGGCUGGUACAAGUAUACAGCGAACGCCAAACCGUUUAUGGAGCGGUAUUUUGCGCAAUUCAUGACCAAUCCUUCCUUCAAUGUCCGCUAUGUGAAAAGUGGGACCUUGGCCUACACUUAUAAGGUCGACUUCAAAGCAAUGACGCAAGUAAACGCGAACACGAGCAAAAAGAGGAACAUUCGCCGCGUAAGCAAUAAGCCUGCGGGUCUCGGGCCCAAUGAGACCUGCGGAAAUGCUCCUGCCUUUUCUGGUGCGUCCUUCCCGCCCUCGUCGCCUUCGAAUAGCAACGAGACGACCGCGACGAUGAAGAAGAAAGCCAAUGACCCCAGCGAUCCUUUGAAGCUGAAGCCGCUUUUUCUCACCGGCGAGGGAAAUGUCAGCAAGAAGCAGGCCAGUCCAGAUUUCGGACGCACCUGGCUUGACAUUCUGAAGCCCGUAUUGGAAGCGAAUUUGCCUAGCGCUGAGAAAUACAUCGGACCGAAUCGAGACCCAGCCAUCAUCCCGGUCCGCGAACUGACAUUUCAGGCGUUGAAGCCACACGCGCCGGAAGACUGGAAGCUGAUCGUGAUCGGGCAGUCGCCUUUUCCUCGACUCGAAUCCGCGACGGGGAUUGCGCACUUCGACGCCGAUGUGAGCGAUUGGAACGACAAGAAAUUCGGGGCGUCAACGACCCUGCGCUGUUUGCUCAAAGCUUGCGCAAUGCAGAAAUUUGGCAUCAGCGCUGUGCCCCAAAACACACCCGUGAAUGACCUGCGCAAGUUGCUUGCCGACAAGAAUAUUAUCAAGACGCCAAAAGACUGGUUCCAGUACUGCCUGAGCCAGGGGGUUUUGUUCAUCAACGCAGCCAUGACCAUGCACCAAGAGACGAAGGACAAUAAAAAACAGAGUGCCAACGCGACCGUCGGGCCCCACGCAGCCUUUUGGCGCGAAACCAUCGCUAAGGUGGUCGACGCAAUCCUUCACGCCCGUAGUUGCAAGAAGGGGAAGAAGAAGGGGGUCGUUUUCGCGUGGUGGGGAGCCACCAGUUUGCAGAGUAAAGCACAGCUUGCUCCGCUUUUCCAAAAGUAUGUAAACUCGGGAUUUCCGAUCGAGCACGUUGAGGGUGUGGGCCCCUUUGCGUACUUCGACAAGUUCUGCGAUCCACCGCUUAUGAUGCAGCGUCUGAAUGACGCGCUCGUGAAGGUAAAGGAGACACCGGUGGACUGGCUACCGACUGUGCAAAGUUUCGAACAAAAAAUGAUGGAAUGUACUACUUCGUCCAAGGGAGGUGGAGGUGGAGCUGAUCUGCUGGGUGCGGCUUCCUUACAAAACAUGGGGGUGUUUUUGCAAUCCACUUUAGACCUGCACAAGAUGUACCUGGAACGGUUGCAGGAUGGUCUCAAGUUGAGCACGGGCAAUGACACGCUGGCUCCAAUCGACGGUGUAUUUCAACAACCUCUUGUGACGAUCGACAAGGCGUUUGUUGACGCGUACUUGAAGAGCAGCGCGAAAAACAGCCGCUCCUGGGCGGAAGACGCGAAUCCGAAGGAGGCCGCGAAACUUACCACGGACGAAAAAGCUGCAAUCCAUUUGUACACUGGCAAUUCUCUCUACCACAAACUGAACCAGGCGCUCCGCAAUGCCGACCGCAGCGCAGUCAAGACCUAUCUCAAGUAUCUCCGUCUCUUGAUGCAGGCCCUGACGAAAGUGGACCCUACUAGUUGUACAAGUACAACUGGCACGUCGAACGCAAUGAAAAAAAUAAAACAAGAUACAAG
Messenger RNA from Amoebophrya sp. A25, 1997 nucleotides. The record is from the annotation of a GenBank genome assembly. NCBI's taxonomy places the organism in Eukaryota, Dinophyceae, Syndiniales, Amoebophryaceae.